This is a messenger RNA of Penicillium mononematosum, 1509 nucleotides long. RefSeq lists its product as uncharacterized. The coding region runs from base 1 to 1509 and encodes 502 amino acids. The record is from RefSeq and is a predicted model, not a curated record. NCBI's taxonomy places the organism in Eukaryota, Fungi, Ascomycota, Eurotiomycetes, Eurotiales, Aspergillaceae. Gene Ontology annotation, molecular function: oxidoreductase activity, acting on the aldehyde or oxo group of donors, NAD or NADP as acceptor. The transcript has 3 exons.
AUGGACACUCUUGAGAUAUUGUGGCAGCUCGACACCAUGGGCCGAGCCAUGCAGUUUCUCAGUAUUUCCAAGACUGAGCCCUUCAGACUCCACAAUUUCAUCGGAGGCCAAUUCCUGGAUAGUGCGCACACACCGGAAUGGAUCGACUCGCCGGCUCCCCGCUCGGGUAAUCUCUUGCUGAAGGUACCUCGCAGCCCUGACAACGUCGUCGACUACGCCAUCAAUGUCGCUGGUCGAGCUUUCACUGAAUGGUCGCAGACCCCCUUUCAGCUGCGGGGUCUGAUUCUGCUUCGCAUUGCGUCAAUCAUGGAAGAGAAGAAAGACAUGUUUGCAGUCUGGGAAAGCAUUGACCAAGGCAAAGCUAUCGGUCGGGCGCAGCUUGAAGUUGACUAUGCCAUUGAGCAUUUCCGAUACUUCGCGACAUACAUUAUGCAGGACGAAAGUGCAGUACGUCUGCAGAAAGGUGCAGCAGAACGGACUUUCAUGCACAAGCAGCGAGUGCCGGUGGGCGUCUGUGCCAUUGUCGUUUCAUCGAACAUGCCGCUUUACCUUUUGACGUUGAAGAUCGCUCCCUGUCUCGCGUUCGGAUGUACAGGUAUCGCUAAGCCAAGCGAGUGGACCAGCAUGACGGCCUUUUUGCUCGCUGAGGUGCUCCGGCAAGCAGCACUACCACCUGGUGUCAUGAAUAUUAUUUUCGGAGAUGGACCCGGCACUGGUUCGACCCUUGUCCGCUCGCCGCAUAUUCAAGGAGUGUCGUUCAUUGGAGAUACCGAAACAAGCAUUCAGAUUCGGAAGGACACUGCCGCCGACAUUGGCAAGCAUCUGUGUCUCGGUCUCAGAGGCAUUAGCCCAACCCUGGUGUUUGGGGAUGUCGAAAUCGAGCAGGCAGUUUCUGCUGCAGCGUACGCGGCGUUCGAAAACAGUGGACAACUCUGUCUGAGCGGUUCUGUGAUCUACGUCCACCGAUCGAUUCACAAUACGUUUUUGCACAAGCUCAAGACGCACAUCCAAGAUCGUUACCGCCUGCGCUUGGGACUCGGUCCAGUUGUUUCUGAGGAGCGUUAUGCCAAGAUCAGAUCUCUCCUGAUACAGGCUCGUGGAGAGCGUGCCCUGUUUCUGACUGGUGAGAUCCCUCAGGAGGUUCCUGAGAAUGGUUUCUGGGUCAGUCCCACGAUCUUGAGCAACGUACGCACCGAUAGUCGUCUGGCACGGGAGGGGAUGUUUGGUCCUGUGGUCGUUGUUUGCCCAUUUGAUAAUGAGGAAGCAGUCAGACUGUGCAAUGACAACCCCAACGCAGUGGGCGCUGUUGUGCUGACCGAUGACCUGCGUCGGAUGAGGCGAGUCACAGAGCACCUUCAUGCAGAGCUGACGUGGGCGAACUGCUGCCUUGGACGUGAGUUUGGGGCGGGGUUCAACGACAUUAGGGCGACUGGCUUGGGGCGUGAAGGCGGCCAGCACAGCCGCAAUGAGUUCACAAGACUGCGAACUAUGCAUCUUCCUGCUUACUAG